UGUUACUGAUAAAUAUUUAAAUCUUCUCUUACACCAUAAGCUAACAAAACAACCCAAUUGGCAACACUAUACAUACUAUAUAUAUAUAUAUAUAACAUUUAAUUGGCAAGUUACAGAACAAUUAUCAUAUUUUUGCAGUACAUAUGAUUUCCAUUUCCUCCAGACAGGGCUACCCCUCUAAAUAAAGCUAAAUAUUUUUCCAGCAUCUGCGCCAGAUAUUCUUGCCAACCAACGCCCGUCAUCAACAUCAGCUCCCACCACGCGCUCGCGCUUAGUAAGUGAAUGAAAUCCUCCAAGCAAUGGAGAAUGAUGCUUAUGGCUGUCACAUCUCGAGGACCAUCAGCAACACCUCAAAAGUGUGAUGUUAAUUGUUACUUCGGCAAGUGAACGAUGUCUUCGGUCGGCGUUUUCGUCUGGUUCAUAGUGGUGGUCACCAUCCUCUCUAAGUCGCACGCGGACCGCAACGUUUAUCCUUCUGCUGGAGUGCUUUUCGUCCAUGUGCUAGAGAGAGAAUACUUUAAAGGCGAGUUCCCACCCUAUCCAAAAGCAGGUGAUCCAAGUAAUGACCCAAUCACAUUUAACACCAACCUUAAAGGCUAUCCAGACAGGCCUGGAUGGCUGCGGUACAUUCAGAGAACGCCACAUAGUGACGGAGUUCUCUAUGGCUCACCAGCAGCUGACCAUGUUGGCAAGCCAACCAUUAUAGAGAUUACAGCAUAUAACAGACGCACUUUUGAAACUGCCAGGCACAACUUGGUCAUAAACAUCAUGUCUACAGAAGAAUUUCCUCUGCCCUAUCAGGCGGAGUUCUUCAUCAAGAACAUGAAUGUUGAGGAGAUGUUGGCCAGUGAGGUAUUAGGAGAUUUCCUCGGUGCUGUAAAGAAUGUGUGGCAGCCCGAGAGGCUCAAUGCCAUCAACAUCACUUCAGCACUGGACAGAGGUGGACGAGUCCCCUUACCAAUCAAUGACCUGAAAGAGGGCGUGUAUGUGAUGGUGGGAGCAGAUGUGCAGUUCUCGUCAUGUCUGCGAGAAGUUGAGACUCCACAGAACCAGCUGCGCUGCAGUCAGGAGAUGGAGCCCAUCAUCAGCUGCGACAAGAAGUUCAGCGCUCAGUUCAACAUUGAUUGGUGCAAGAUCUCUCUGGUGGACAUCACUAAGGUAGUUCCUGUGUACAGUAAUCGUCAAGACCCGGGCACAGGAGUGCUACCAGACAUCGGAGAGUACAACCCACCUUCUGAGUCACUGAAAAGUAGAGACUUUUUUGCUGACUUCCUGAUCACACUAGCUGCACCUUCGGCUGUUGCCCUGGUCCUCUUCAGCAUCCUUGGCUACUCCAUGUGCUGCCGGCGGGAAGGGGUGGAAAAAAGAAACAUGCAAACACCAGAUAUUCAGCUGGUUCACCACAGCUCCAUUCAGAAGUCUACUAAGGAGCUUCGCAACUUGUCUAAGAACAGAGAGAUCUCGUGGCCCCUCUCUACACUGCCAGUCUUCCACCCUGUGAGUGGAGAGGUGGUGCCACCCAUCCACCCCGACAACUAUGAGACUACCAGCAUGCCACUCAUGCAGACGCAGACAAAUCUUCAAAAUCAGAUCCAGAUUCCACAGCAGCAAACCUCUGGAGAUAAUUAUUGUACGUCAACUUUUCGGAGGCUAGAGGUAAAUGGUAUUCCUGAGGAGAGGAAGGUGGCAGAAGCUCUAAACCUGUGAUGAGGUCCCAUUUUUCACUUGUGCCAAAUGUGCACGUGUAGCCGUAGCUUUAAGCUCAAUGCAUUUUUGUUCUAAUGCACACAUCUGAAUGUGCAAUGCACAAAACAGUGUAUUCACAUUGUGGAAGUAAUGUUAAGAUGGGCACACUGAAGGGAUAUUUAAAAUGGAUAUCAAAAUUAAACAUGUUGACAAAGUAUUCUAAAUUUUAAUUAGGAGUCCCCCUCAAAUAAAGAUACUGUAUACUUCCUUUUGUCUACCACUAAUCGGGGCACAUUAAAAAGGGACAUGCUGAUGCUUGAAGAGGUUAAUAUUGCUCUUUUUCUGUUGUUGAUGUUCUCUUACACAAGUAAAUAUGUUUUGAUAAAUAAAUUACACUUGUGGAAAAAAAAAAUAAAAGUUUGUUCUGGGGUAUGAGUGUUAAAAGAAUGUUCCAGGUACAAUACAAGUUAGGCUCAAUCAAUUGCAUUUGUGGCAUGAUGUUGCCAUCCACCAUAAACGUGUCAUAAACCAAGAAUGUUACUGUAACUCACUCAUCUCUUAUUUAAAAUAAAAUGCAAAAGUCAUGGGGCAUGUCUAAACUAGUUUUGUGGUAAUAAAUAUUAUGCUACAAAUGCUGUUGAGUGAGCUGAACUUGUAUUCAACAUGGGAAAAAAAAGGAAAAUAUCUUACAGGUAUUUAAAAAGUAAAAGAUUAAAACAAAUUUACAUUAUUACUUUUUUUUAGAAGGGGUUUAUCGUAAACAUUGGCUUUACAAUAAGAUGAAGGCAUUUCCAAAUUAACAUUAAUAAUUUCACAUUGUUGGACAAAAAAAAACAAAAAACAAAACACAACAACUUACACAGACCUGCAGGUUUUUUUUUUUUUUAAAUAAAA
Xyrauchen texanus (razorback sucker) is the source of this 2580-nucleotide messenger RNA. RefSeq names its product epsilon-sarcoglycan-like. The record is from RefSeq and is a predicted model, not a curated record. The coding region runs from base 391 to 1707 and encodes 438 amino acids. The transcript has 12 exons. Lineage: Eukaryota; Metazoa; Chordata; Actinopteri; Cypriniformes; Catostomidae. Gene Ontology annotation, cellular component: membrane; sarcoglycan complex.